AUUGAUUUAAUAAAAAAUGAAAAAAAAUUCAGAAAUAAGAAUUUAGAACUCUUAACUAAAUACCCAUUUCUACAAAACUGUCCAACUAUUUCAACAUCUGCUUUACAUAAUAUUAAGUUAAAUAUGUUAAAA
Molecule: messenger RNA, 132 nt
Organism: Entrophospora candida
Lineage: Eukaryota; Fungi; Glomeromycota; Glomeromycetes; Entrophosporales; Entrophosporaceae
Source: the annotation of a GenBank genome assembly